Molecule: messenger RNA, 4508 nt
Organism: Paramormyrops kingsleyae
Lineage: Eukaryota; Metazoa; Chordata; Actinopteri; Osteoglossiformes; Mormyridae
Gene: wdr17
Product: WD repeat domain 17
Molecular function (GO): protein binding
Source: RefSeq, a predicted model, not a curated record
CUCGCUCUCUCUCUGCUUUUAAGGGAGACAACGAGCAGCACCAAAACACAGGGGACCCAGAGAUGGACGCAGAUGUUCUGGAGUGGGUCACCGCGGGUGACGUCGCUGGGAAGGUGAAUAUGCCGCAGGUGAAACAGGUGGGCCUGCUUGCCGCAGGCUGCCAACCCUGGAACAAGGAUGUCUGCGCAGCCAGUGGGGACAGAUUUGCAUAUUGUGCGACGCUUGCUAUAUAUGUGUACCAGCUCGAUCACAGGUACAAUGAGUUCAAGCUGAGAGCCAUCAUGUCCGAGCACAAGAAGACUAUUACAGCCAUAUCGUGGUGCCCACACAACCCCGACGUCUUCGCCAGUGCCAGUGCUGACAACCUGCUCAUCGUCUGGAACGUGCCGGAGCAGAAGGCAGUGACGAGGCUUGACAACACCAAAGGGAUACCCGCUUCCCUGAGCUGGUGCUGGAACGCUGGGGAUGCAGUUGCCUUCGUAUCCCACCGGGGCCCCCUUUACGUGUGGACCAUCUCCGGGCUGGACGCUGGCGUCGUCGUGCACAAGGAGGCCCACAGCUUCCUCUCAGACAUCUGCUUGUUCCGCUGGCACCCACUGAAGAAGGGCAAAGUGGUGUUUGGGCACACAGAUGGCAGCCUGUCCAUUUUCCAGCCGGGAUCCAAAAACCAGAAGCAUGUCCUGCGGCCAGAGUCACUCGAGGGCAGCGAUGAGGAGGACCCAGUGACGGCGCUGGAGUGGGACCCACUCUCCACCGAUUACCUGCUGGUGGCCAACCUGCACAAUGGCAUCCGAUUGGUUGAUUCGGAGUCCCUGACCUGCAUUACUACCUUCUGCCUUCCCAGCUCUGCUGCCUCUGUGCAGUGCUUGGCCUGGGUGCCCAGCGCCCCCGGCAUGUUCAUCACGGGGGAUUCACAGGUGGGAGUACUGAGGGUGUGGAAUGUGUCCAGAACGACCCCACUGGACAAUUUCAAGCUGAAGAAGACCGGCUUCCACACCCUGCACGUACUGAACUCUCCACCUGCCAAAAAAACCUUCGUCGCCGUUUCCCCCACCAAGAACCACCACACGUCAUCCACCAGUGAGGCCGUGCCCCCGCCGACGUUGUGCCAGAACCAUGCCUUCUCGCUGCCGCCAGGUCAUGUGGUCUGUUGCUUCAUGGACGGCGGUGUGGGCCUGUACGACAUGGGGGCCAAGAAGUGGGACUUUCUCAGGGACUUGGGGCAUGUGGAGACCAUAUUCGACUGCAAGUUCAAACCGGAUGACCCAAAUCUGCUUGCAACGGCAUCGUUUGAUGGGACAAUAAAGGUGUGGGACAUUAACACUCUGACGGCUGUGUACACAUCACCUGGGAAUGAGGGCGUGGUCUACUCGCUCUCCUGGGCCCCAGGUGACCUGAACUGCAUUGCCGGGGCCACGUCAAGGAAUGGCGGUUUCAUUUGGGAUGUGAAAAAAGGCAAAAUGAUCACAAGAUUUAAUGAGCAUGGGAAGAAUGGGAUCUUCUGCAUCGCAUGGAGCCACAAAGACUCCAAGAGAAUAGCCACGUGCAGCGGCGACGGGUUCUGCAUCAUCCGCACCAUCGACGGGAAGGUGCUGCACAGAUACAAGCACCCGGCGGCUGUGUUUGGCUGUGAUUGGAGCCAAAACAACAAAGACAUGAUUGCCACGGGCUGUGAGGAUAAGAACGUGCGAGUGUAUUACCUGGCCACCAGCUCAGACCAGCCACUCAAGGUGUUCACCGGACACACGGCCAAGGUGUUCCACGUGCGCUGGUCACCCCUCCGGGAGGGCAUCCUCUGCAGUGGCUCCGAUGAUGGGACGGUACGGAUCUGGGACUACACCCAGGACGCAUGCAUCAGUGUGCUUAGUGGGCACAGUGCCCCCGUGCGUGGCCUCAUGUGGAACACGGAGGUCCCGUAUCUGCUGAUCUCAGGCAGCUGGGACUACACAAUCCGCGUGUGGGACACUCGGGAUGGCACAUGCCUGGACACCGUCUACGACCAUGGUGCUGAUGUCUAUGGCCUCACCUGCCAUGCCAGCCGGCCCUUCACUAUGGCUUCCUGCUCUCGAGACUCCACCGUGAGGCUGUGGUCGCUCACGCCCCUCAUCGCCCCACUCCUGGUCAAUAUCUUGGCCGAUCACAGUUGGGAUGACAUCAUGGGCAACACCGAUCGUGCCAUGGUUCCGGGUGCCCCACCUCUGCUCUGUGGCAAAGUGUCCAGGGACAUCAAGCAGGAGUUGGACAAGCUGAGUGGUGACGUCCGGGUCAAGAAGCUGAGGUGGUUCUCCGAGUGUUUCUCUCCUCCUGGAGGCAGCCACAACCUGUGGGACCUGGUGGCGGUGAUAUCUGGCCAGGACGACAGCCUCCUGCCCCAGGGCUACGGGAAUGGCAUCAUGCACAUGAAGCACCUAGUCCGCUUUAAAACUUCAGAGGCCCAGGAGCUAACGAUAGUCAAGAUGUCCAAGUUUGGAGGUGGGAUCGGUGCGCCAAGCAAAGAGGAGCGGCUGAAGAGGGCAGCGGAGAUCCACCUGCGGUUGGGGCAGAUCCAGCGUUACUGCGAGCUCAUGGUGGAGCUUGGCCAGUGGGAGAAAGCCUUAUCUGUAGCCCCCGGCGUGUCCAUGAAGUACUGGAAGAAACUGAUGCAGAGGAGGGCUGACCAGCUCAUUCAGGAAGGAGAUGAUGAUGUUAUUCCAUAUUGCAUCGCCACGGGUGAUGUGAAGAAGCUGGUCAGCUUCUUUACCUCCCGGGGACAGCUGAACGAAGCCCUCGUAGUGGCUCAGGUUGCUUGUGAAGGGAACAUCCACAUACCUCAGACGUCCUCAACAAAAAUACCUGCUAACACUGAAGAUAACAAUGUGGAAAUGUAUAACGGGUUGCUGCAGCGCGUGAGCGGGGAGCUUGCAGAGUGGUACUUUCAGGACGGGCGGGCCGUCCUAGCCGCAUGCUGUCACCUGGCUGUGGACAACAUAGAGCUGGCCAUGGCGAGUCUGAUCCGGGGCAACGAGCUUGAGCUGGCCGUGUGUGCCGGCCUGGUGCUGGAGGAAGCGGCUGGUCCGACUACUCACUACGCCCUGGAACUACUAGCCAUGAAGUACAUGACAACCCCCACGUGCUUUCCAUGUGUUGGAAACAGGGAUCUGGCUGCUGACUUGCUGCGAAUGAUCCCAGACAACGAGAUCCUGUUAGUCAAGCUCUGUGCUUUUUAUCCCGGGAGCGCCAGUGAAAUCAAUGAUCUUCGCGAAAAAUGCAGUCUACCGUGUUUAGAGGAGUGCAACAACUUGGCCGAGGCCGCCCUCGCAGACGAAGAUACCUUCCAAGCUGUGAAGUACCUGCUUCUGAGCUCAGAGCCAGAGAGAGCCCUGCCUGUUGGGCUUGCGUUUGUUAAAGAUCAACUGAGCAGCCCAGACUGGACCUUGGACUCAGUCUACCCCAUUCUCGACCUCCUCAGCUACAUCCGGACGGACAGGCUUAUCCUUCCAAAGUGCAGUGAGGAGCGCAACCAGCUUCUCAUUCUGUGUGGCUACAUCGGCGCCCUGCUUGCCGUGCAAAGGCAGUACACCAGCGUCGUACCGGUGCUUUACGAGUACACCAGCCAGCUGCUGAAGAGGCGGGAGGUGUCGGUGCCGCUGCAGAUCGACCAGCUGUCCGCGGAGUUGGAGGCCUGGAGAGCGUGUACCCAGCCACCUUCCAAAUGCCCCGAGGCCAUGCUCGACACCCCACCGACCGAGAGCCAGAGGGCGGAGCAUGCGCUGCUAAUGAGCCGAAUUGGGGAGGAGCCACUGAAGGGGAUGGAGGGGCCUGACUACGUCACAGGAUCCAACCUUCCCAGUCACUCUGAUGUCCAGAUCUCCUGCUUCACUGGACUCAGGAUACAGGGGCCUGUGUUCUUCCUCGAAGAUGGGAAGUCGGCGAUCACACUGAACGACGCACUGAUGUGGGCGAAAGUGAAUCCAUUUUCGCCUCUCGGGACUGGGAUGCGUCUCAAUCCUUUCUGAGCACAGGCACAGACAGUCAGAUAUAGGCACACGCACACGCACACGCAAACACAUGUGCGCAAAAAUCGCGCUUGUAUCUGUCUUCUCUAGAAGGCAAAGGCUCGGACAGCUUUGGACCGAUCCAGGACCAAACUGUCAUAGAGCAGAAGCGAUUAAAUUGUUUAUUAAAUUGUAUAUUUGAGUGAUUUUGUGACAUUUUUAAAACCAAAACACUCAUUAGCUUAUACACAUCAGCUUAAUUCUUUAUGGAAAAUGAGAAAACACAAUUUAAAUAUUGUAUAUUUAGUUUUUUUUUCAAAUAUUUGUUGAAUAUUUAGCAAGUAAUACAUGAAUGUAACAUUUUAUUGUUUUAAUGCUAAAGAAUCAAUAUAUUUAAUCAAACUCUUGCUGGCCCAUUGUAGAGGGGACUGGGAAAGUACAGACCUUCAGUAUUACCAGAGUAAACCCUGUUUCCAAUGUCGAGGGUGUGUAAUUUCAAUAUUAAAAUCUGGAGUUGUGCUGAUCUGAUUUUAA